GUGGAAAAUAAGUAAAUAAACGCAAUAAAACCCUCACAAAGUCUCCAUAUUCGAUGUUUGAUGACCCUACCCAUGAGCAGGGACUUGGAACGAGAUGAUAUUUUGAGGUUCCUUUCCAAACUAAGCCAUUUUAGGAUAUAAUUCGAGGCUAGAAGGGAAGGCUGGGGGUGGAACUACCGCUCCCAGUGAGCUGCGCGGUGCCAAGCCGGGCCGGGCCCCUGUGGAGCAGGAUGGAGAGCCCGGCUGUGACCUUCACGUUGGCUUACCUGGUGUUCGCCGUCUGUUUCGUCUUCCCUCCCGAUGAGGUGCGAUCGGCCGGGCUGACGGUUCAAAGCCUGCUGGCCUCUUGGCUGGGCAGCGAGGACGCGGCCUUCGUGCAGUAUCACCUGAGGAGAAGCACCGGCACUUUGCUGGUUCACUCCGUGCUGCCCCUCGGUUAUUACCUUGGUAUGUGCUUCGCUGCACCUGAGAAACACCUUUGUUUUUUCUACCUGGCUUCAAAAGAAUGGAAAACUUUCUUCUUCUUUGCCGUUCUCCUUCCAGCAGUCAGCAGCACUCUGGCAUAUUACUGGUCACGGAAGGGUUGGAAUAACCACCCAUUGGCCCGGACGCUCGCUGUUUAUGCUCUACCACAAUCAGGUUGGAGGGCAGUGGCUUCUUCCAUCAAUACAGAGUUUAGGAGAAUUGACAAGUUUGCCACCGGAGCCCCAGGAGCGAGGGUGAUUGUUACAGACACGUGGGUGAUCAAGGUGACCACCUAUUGCCUACACGUCGCCCAGCAGCAGGACAUUCAUUUGACUGUGACAGACUCCAGACAGCAUGAACUCACACCAGACUCAAACAUGCCCGUGCAGUUCCUCACCAUCCGUGUUGCCAGCGUUAAUCCCUAUGUGAAGGCGUUUGAUAUCCGGCUGAACUCCACAGAGUAUGGGGAGCUCCGAGAGAAGCUUCGUGCUCCCAUCAGCAAUGCAGCUAAUGUUGUGAUCCAUCAAAGCCUUAGUGAUUUAUUUCUAGAAACCUUUACGUCUCUGGUGGAAAUGAACCAGACAUACUCUGUUCCAAGCACUCAGGAGCUGGAGCCAUGCAUAGGAUGCAUGCAGACUAUUGCAAACAUCAAGCUCAUCAAGAACUGCCAAGAGCCAAAUGAAGGCGAAUGUCAGCAAUGCUACUGUCGUCCAAUGUGGUGCCUCACCUGCAUGGGCAAAUGGUUUGCCAGCCGACAGGACCAGCAGCACCCAGAGACCUGGCUGUCAAGCCACGUGCCUUGUCCAACUUGCAGAGCCAAAUUUUGCAUUUUAGAUGUUUGCAUAAUACGAUGAAUAACACUUGGGUAUGUUGUAACUUUUUACAUUUGGAUGUAAUUCAUAGUGGUCAAAAGGCCCAUUUUCAUUGUUUCUUAGACUUUGCAUUACGUGGAAGUGCAAGCUACAGAGCUUUAUUUUCCAACAUUGAAAACAGAUGUACAUCUUCUCAGUUCUUCUCAGUUUUUACCUUUUGUCUUUGAUUUUUAGUCAUCAGGUGUCAGUUUUUUAGUAAAACUUUGCUUUCUGUGUCUUGGAUGGUAUAAAAUCAUCCCAUCCAUGUUUGCAGUACUGUUCUCUUUUUAACAUAGGUAUUUCUGACUCUUUCAUAAAGGGCUAACUGAGAAAAUUACUUCUGUUAGACUUUGUUCUUUAGUCCAUCUGCAAAGUUCUUAUUCAUCUUUGCAAGUGUUCACUAAACAAGAAUACCACUUGUUCUCCUGCUGGUUCCCUCCAUUAUAAAGGGGACUGGUUUCUCUAGACAAAGGAGUUGAAUUCCUGAACAUAUAUAAUUUCCACAGGGACCUUUUAUUCCAUUUGUCUGCCUCCAGUUUAGUUUUUGAUGGACAUAUUUAUUUCAAACAGAAGGAUUUAGAACUGUGCCGUGCUUACUUGCUAUUGCUGUGCAGUAUUACAUCUACAUUGUAGUAUUACAUACUACAUUGCUUAGGGUUUUAGUGUUUUCUAGGUGAUGGAUUUUUUUCCUACAUUUCAAAUAUCUGAAUUAUCUAAAUUACCUGAAAGAAUGGUCAACUACUUCAAAGCCUUUUGGUGCAUACUUCCAGAUGCAGCGUGCAUCCAAAUAAUAUGUGAAUUCAAAUCAAAGCAUUUUCCAUACAUUUAAAGAGCCAUUCUCCUGGACCUCAGUGCAAUGCUUACCAUUUUAUCUAUCCAUCAGACACUUCAAUGAACAGUUACUUCGCACACUUCUCGAUGAAGAGCUUCAAUCUGCUGGUGAAUGUGUGAGUUUCUAUGUUGCUCUGUGCACUGCAUUGGCUGAGAUGCAAAUGUUUGUUUGCCCAGGUUGUUUUUCUUAUGGGGCAGUAACUUAUAGAAACAAGUUGGCCAGAUGAUAAGAAAGGUGUAUUUUAAUGCUUCGGCCUAGGAGAAUGAAAGCCCUGAUACUUCCCAUAAUCAGGAGGAUCUUGAUUGUAAAUCAAAAGCACAAGUGGCAUGGCAGUGCUUAACAGGCACAUCUAGAUUGCCUUGAGAAGAAAGAUUGCUUUGAGCAGGAAUUGCUGGCAGCACGUUAUUUAACCUUUAGAAGAGUCUUACAGGGCCGGAUGGUGUUGUCUGCUAUGCACCUCCUCACUAUAUACAGUAGACUUAACAAAAAAACCUGUUUACUUAAGUUUGCGUAAUAUGGCACAGAUAGAAAGGAUGUAGUAAUUGAAAGAGUUAUAGAAGGAAAUGCAUAAUUUUGGGCUUUGUCACCGACAGUCAUUCAACUCGUACAUCUCUUUUUCUGUUUGGAAUAAAAAUAUUUAUUUUAAAGAUCUAUGAAGAUCAUAAAGACCAGAUUAUAACAAAUGUAAUUGCAAAUAUUCUUAUUAAAGAGUCAGUUGCCCGUGAUUUCACACAGAGUAAAAGCUUUAGAUUCCCAAUUGCUUGUGCAGAACGGUUUUUCUUUAGAGAAAUCUAUCAUCUUCGAAUUGAAGUUUUUAUUCCAGUGGAACUUUGCUUUUACAUCUUAUUUCUUUUGCCAACAUGACAGUAAAACAAAGUAACAGUCUUUAUAAAUACUCUUGAACCUUUUGAUGGUUGUGCUCUUUCCACAGAAGUGCCUCAACUUAGUAAUAAUUACCAAAAUAAAAUGAUGAAUGAUGUUAA
Molecule: messenger RNA, 3131 nt
Organism: Coturnix japonica (Japanese quail)
Lineage: Eukaryota; Metazoa; Chordata; Aves; Galliformes; Phasianidae
Gene: TMEM129
Product: transmembrane protein 129, E3 ubiquitin ligase
Biological process (GO): protein ubiquitination
Cellular component (GO): membrane; endoplasmic reticulum
Molecular function (GO): ubiquitin protein ligase activity
Source: RefSeq, a predicted model, not a curated record